AUGCUAUUUUCGACUUCGAAGGAACCAGAAGACCUACAAAGCAAAAAGCCUUCACCACCACCACCAUCUCCAGCACCAGCACUCAGGAAACCGAUCCUCAAUGCCCUCAAAAAGCUAACGCCCCACGAAAAUAUUUACACAGUCCCCAACAUCCUAACCUUCUCCCGCCUCAUCGCCGCCCCCAUGAUCGGCUACCUCGUCCUACACGACUACCACGCCUGGGCCGUCGGGCUGUUCGCCUACGCAGGGAUCACGGAUCUAGUAGACGGUUACAUUGCGCGACGAUGGAAUCUACAGACUGUAGUCGGGACGGUGAUUGAUCCCAUGGCCGACAAGACGCUUAUGACCAUCUUGACUUUGUGUUUAGCUGUCAAGGGGGCUUUGCCUGUCUGGCUCGCAGUAAUAAUCCUCGGCCGAGACAUCCUCCUCGGCAUCUCCGCCAUCUACUACCGCUGGAUCUCGCUCCCUCCCCCAAAGACCUUUGCGCGGUAUUGGGAUUUCAGCCUACCGUCGGCAGAGGUGCAUCCGACUACCAUUAGUAAAUAUAAUACCGCGCUACAGUUGGCGCUGAUUGGCGCUACGACGGCCAUGCCGCUUGUUACGGUUGAUAUUGCGGGGUUUAUGACGGGUAUGCAGUAUCUGGUAGCAACAACGACGAUCUGGAGCGGUGCUAGCUAUAUCUACACCAAAGACGCAGUGAAGAUCCUUAGCCAAGACGACGGAAAGAAGGGCGAGUCACCGAAGGAGAAGAAGUGA
This is a messenger RNA of Lachnellula hyalina, 756 nucleotides long. Its product is annotated as putative CDP-alcohol phosphatidyltransferase class-I family protein. NCBI's taxonomy places the organism in Eukaryota, Fungi, Ascomycota, Leotiomycetes, Helotiales, Lachnaceae. The coding region runs from base 1 to 756 and encodes 251 amino acids. The transcript is spliced from 4 exons. Gene Ontology annotation, biological process: cardiolipin biosynthetic process. The record is from RefSeq and is a predicted model, not a curated record. Gene Ontology annotation, molecular function: cardiolipin synthase activity. Gene Ontology annotation, cellular component: mitochondrion; membrane.